Drosophila kikkawai is the source of this 1043-nucleotide messenger RNA. RefSeq lists its product as uncharacterized. NCBI's taxonomy places the organism in Eukaryota, Metazoa, Arthropoda, Insecta, Diptera, Drosophilidae. The record is from RefSeq and is a predicted model, not a curated record.
UUCAUUUAAUUUCCCUUCAUAUCACCUUGGCCUUGAAACACCUGUCACUCCCGCCUUUUCCAGAUCCUUAAAAUGUUAAUGUCCCCCAAGAAAAAGUCCAGCCCCGAUCCUGGAGUGCCCACGACCUCCUCGAGCCGUCGCCAUCGGCUCGAUCCUGUGCCGCAAUGGAGUCGCCUGUUGGACCACAACGACGAAGCGCGACAGAGGAAGAAAAACGACCGCUACCAGGUGGAAAUACCCAACCGGCUGUGGUCGCUGUUUGGCCAUGUGAGGCCAGUGGAGCCGGAAAAGAGGGAGCUUUAUUCGCUGGGCUCUUGCGUUACUGCGGCUUCCGGAAAAACGCUGGCCUGCUGUGUGAUGGCUUGCUGCGCGGGAAGCUUCCACUCGCUGGACUGCUGGGACUCGCAGCUGCUGGACAGGAUCAUGGUGAAUGGGCAGGACUACCAUGAAGUCAGCUUGGCGGGCAGGCUGCGCAAGGAUUUGGGACCGGGCGGUGAACUAACCCUAGAGAGUCUGGGCACUGCGUGCUCCUUAGACGGACAGCCCUUUUGGCUGGACAUCGAGAAGUUCAGUUCCGGCAAGCUGUACAACAAAAGCAAGAGCCUGGGCUCCGCCCUGAGUGUCUUCUUUGCUCACCACCUGCAGACCGGCAUCCUGCAGCUAAGGGAUCAGGCGCUGGCCUUUGGUUAUAUUCCAGAAUUUGCUGCCGGUGGUGCCUUCUUCAUGUUCCAUUGUCAGGCGCAGGGGAAGCCGGUGUUCAACGAAUGCGAGACCGCACCGUAUGUCCUGAGGAUGCGACAGCUGAAGCAGUUACUCAAUUGCAUCCUGAUCACUUUAGACGAGCGCCAGCACAAUGUGCCCUUCAAGAUACACAAGGUCCACUGUGUGCCCAUGGCCGCCUAUAUGUAGAUACAUCCAUAUAUGGGGGGAUAUUCAAUUUUAAAUUAACAAGUUAUUGAAAACUAGAAGUACUUUUCGAAAUUUAUAUAUCUUCUGAUCCCAACAGCAUUUCGCCUCUCCAAUAAAACUUGAAUCUAAAGGAA